Molecule: messenger RNA, 1088 nt
Organism: Cynara cardunculus var. scolymus (artichoke)
Lineage: Eukaryota; Viridiplantae; Streptophyta; Magnoliopsida; Asterales; Asteraceae
Product: F-box/kelch-repeat protein At1g80440
Exons: 1
Coding region: 1-1059 (352 amino acids)
Biological process (GO): negative regulation of cytokinin-activated signaling pathway; regulation of phenylpropanoid metabolic process
Molecular function (GO): protein binding
Source: RefSeq, a predicted model, not a curated record
AUGGAUCUUAUACCUGGCCUUCCUAAUGAUCUCGGUUUAGACUGUUUAAUUCGUCUCCCUUACAACCAAUUCUCCCUCGCCGCCUCCGUUUGCCGGAGCUGGAAGUCACAGAUCGAGCUUCCUCACUUCCGGAACCACCGCAAGUCCGCCGGCCUCAGCCGUCGCAUCGUCGUCAUGGUGCAAUCGCAGGUUGAUUCCACUCACAACCAUGGCCUCCGGAAGUAUACGACUCCACCGGUUUACCGUUUCACAGUUUACGAGCCGGAAACGGGUAAUUGGAGCCACCUGCCGCCGAUUCCCGGGUUUUCCGACGGGUUGCCCCUAUUUUGUCAGAUAGCUCCGGUCGGGUAUAAUCUUGUGGUGAUGGGCGGGUUGAACCCGGAGAAUUGGGAGGCUUCGAAUUUUGUUUUUGUGUACAACUUCGUGUCUGCCACAUGGAGACGGCGGUCGGAUAUGCCAGGGUGUACACGGUCGUUUUUUGGAUGUGCGUCGGACGGUGAUCGGAGGGUGUUUGUCGCCGGCGGACAUGAUAACGAGAAGAAUGCGCUACGGUCAGGGAUGAUGUAUGACGUGGAAGAUGAUAGAUGGGUCCCACUGGAUGACAUGGCAGAUGAAAGGGAUGAAUGUAAAGGUGCUUUCCACCGUGGCAAAUUCUACGUCAUUGGUGGGUAUAAUACCCAAAUGCAAGGGCAAUUUGGGAAAAGCGCGGAGGCUUACGAUCCGUCCACGUGUCAAUGGGACCCGACGGAGGGUGACUUCUUGGGAUCUGACACGUGUCCGAGGACUUGCGUGGACGGUGGUAACCGGUUGAUGUACAUGUAUCGAGAUGGCGCGGUUGUAGCACUGGAUCAUUCUUCCAAAACGAGGAUCCCAAAGGAUAUGGAUACUGUACCUUAUAUGAUUGAAUGCGAUGGGAAGCUGCUGGCCGUUGGAUCUGUUGGAUACGGUAGGGGCCAUGGAGUGUACGUGUUAGAUCUGCAUGACUCCACGUGGACGGCAGUGGAGGUGCCGGAGGAAUUUUCCGGCCAUGUACAAUCCGGUUGCUGUUUAGAAAUAUAAAUUAAAUUAAUGUACAUAAAUAAGUAAAG